Manduca sexta (tobacco hornworm) is the source of this 875-nucleotide messenger RNA. RefSeq names its product transmembrane emp24 domain-containing protein eca (gene eca). Bases 78 to 731 code for a protein of 217 amino acids. The transcript has 4 exons. Gene Ontology annotation, biological process: endoplasmic reticulum to Golgi vesicle-mediated transport; intracellular protein transport; Golgi organization. NCBI's taxonomy places the organism in Eukaryota, Metazoa, Arthropoda, Insecta, Lepidoptera, Sphingidae. Gene Ontology annotation, cellular component: endoplasmic reticulum-Golgi intermediate compartment; COPII-coated ER to Golgi transport vesicle; endoplasmic reticulum. The record is from RefSeq and is a predicted model, not a curated record.
UGACGUUUAGGGUCGAUGGAUGUCGAUGACGUGUGUCAUGUCAUUUUAAGAAUUUCGUGGAGGCGUUUAUCACGAAAAUGGAAUUAUUAAAAUUAUCGUCGGUUAUUGCAUUAUUUCUGUUAAUAGAUGCCACUUCAGCUCUAUACUUCCACAUAGCUGAAGGAGAAAGAAAAUGCUUUAUCGAAGAAAUACCAGAUGAUACAAGUGUAAUAGUAAAUUACAAAGUCGAGCUUUACGAUCCGAAGUCUGGCGGCUUUAUGCCCUCGACUCCAGGCAUUGGCAUGCAUGUGGAGGUCCGGGAUCCAAAUGACCGUAUCUUGUUAUCUCGUGUUUAUUCCUCGGAGGGAAUGAUCUCAUUCACUUCCACAACUCCUGGUGAACACGUUAUCUGCAUGUACUCCAACAGUACGUCAUGGUUCAGUGGAUCACAGUUGAGAGUUCACUUGGAUAUUCAAGUGGGUGAGCAUGCAGUUGAUUAUGCCAACAUUGCACAGAAAGACAAAUUGACUGAAUUGCAGUUGCGUAUAAGGCAGCUUCUGGACCAAGUUCACCAGAUCACCAAGGAACAAGCGUAUCAAAGGCAAAGAGAAGAGCGCUUCCGCCAGACAUCAGAGAGCACAAAUCAGCGUGUGCUGUGGUGGAGUCUUCUGCAGACCGGUGUGCUAGUGACCAUCGGCUACUGGCAAAUGAGGCAUCUCAAGAGUUUCUUUGAGGCCAAGAAAUUAGUCUAAUAAAUUAUUGAAAUAAGUUUUAGUUGUGCUAUUUUUUUCCUCUUUCCCAAAAACUGUUGAAUGUAAUUUAAAUGUUUUUAUAGUAACACAAAUUGUGAGCUUUUUGUAAAUGAUCUGUAUUUUUCCAAUAAAAUAAAAGCUACA